UCCGGCCUGGCCAGGCUGGGAGGAAUCGUUCCUUGCCUUGCCCAGGAGAUGAAGCCACUGAGACCAUCCGUGGGCACCAUGUGGCUGCUUCAAGCGACUGCUGUUUUCUUCCUUCUGUCCAACAGUCUCUGCCGCGGUGAGGACGGCGAAGAUGUUCAAAAUAAUUCUACUUCAUUACCGGCAGAACCUUCCACAACAAAAGCAUCUGCCAUAACACCAGGCAUCGUGUCAGUAACAAAUCUUGACAAAUCAACAGGUGGAACAACUCCUGAAGCAACGACCAACAGUAAAGUAACCAAAACACCUUUGCUGCCAGCACUUCAUUCAACACCAAAACAUGAAGUGGAAACAUCAACUGAUCGUCUCCUAAAGAAUGAAGUUUUCAUUAUAAAAACAACAGUGCCAAAUCCUCCAAUUUCGAAAGCUGUUUCAACGCUACCAAGUUCUCAGAACAAAACUGAGAAUCAGACCUCAAUUGGGACAACAGAAAUAUCAGCUACCAGUCAACUGCCAGAUGCUUCGCCCAAAACCCCUGAGACACCCUCUGCACCUUUCACAACUGCAAAAACCAUCUCACAGCUUCAAGAUACUGAGGAUGGGAAGAUUGCAGCCACCCCACCAACUACCCCCUCCUAUUCCAGUAUUAUUUUGCCCGUGGUUAUUGCGCUGAUUGUUAUAACACUCUUGGUAUUUACUCUGGUGGGUUUGUAUCGAAUAUGCUGGAAGAGAGACCCAGGCACUCCAGAAAAUGGAAAUGAUCAGCCUCAGUCUGAUAAAGAGAGUGUGAAGCUACUCACUGUUAAGACAAUCUCCCAUGAGUCUGGCGAACACUCUGCACAGGGGAAAACCAAGAACUGACAUCCUGAUGGAUUCUUCUUACACCUGGGCAAUGAAUAUGCUUCAUCUUCAGCUUCUAAACUCCAAGGGUGGAAAGAAGAAAAAGUCCUGAGGAACCAAUACAAUUUCCAAUCUCCUCACCAGUCUACACCAGUUACCUGUCCCAGCAAAGGAAUGGCAUACCAUCACCCGAUAGAAUCAUAAAGAGCUCUGGCUAGCUCCUGUGUGAGAUGUAGAAAACUGAAUGACUCUAGUUUUCAGGGACUUUUCUAGGAGGAACUGUGAUCCUCAGCCUAGGCAAGUGGGCUGCUAGAAGACAGGCCGUAGCUGAGUUUAGAACUUCCAAGUUUUAUAGCCUCGAUCCAUGGAGACUUGCCUGUUUUCUUUGGUUUCUUGUGUUAGCCAGUGUCAGUAUUUAUUGUUUCCCGCUGUGUUAAUGCAGGGAGAGUUUUGCAAGUGUGUUAAUAAAUGUUAAGUAGAAAUCAUACCAUGUUUCUCUGAAGAGACAGGUAUGUUAUUCAUGUUUUCAGGUGUUACUUUUAAUAAAUAAUGGCUGUACUCAGCAUGCUAAACAUUA
Arvicanthis niloticus (Nile rat) is the source of this 1414-nucleotide messenger RNA. It is a transcript of the gene Emcn, whose product is annotated as endomucin. The record is from RefSeq and is a predicted model, not a curated record. Lineage: Eukaryota; Metazoa; Chordata; Mammalia; Rodentia; Muridae.